AUGUUGCGGACGGCAUGGAAGUCACCAAUUUUUGUGAAAGAAUUGGACGGAAUCUUAUUGUCACCAGCGAGUUCCACGCAAAUACUCUCAAAUUUGAGUCAGAAAUCAAUUUCAUCGACUGCAGUGCUCCAUAAAAGUCGUGCUGAUUCAUUUUAUCCGAAUAUUAAACGAGAUAUCAUCGUAUUUAAGGCAACAAUUGAUCGUUCGCAAAUGUUAACGUACGAAAUGGCACAAAGACCACACCAUAUUGGAGUCAAGAAAGCUUGGCUCACAUGGCAUUCACAGAAUCUUGAAGAAUUCCGACAGACGCAACCCUAUCAGGUUCUUACUCUCGUAACAACUGAAAACGAGUUCCUCCCAUUCUUAAUUUGA
Molecule: messenger RNA, 372 nt
Organism: Anisakis simplex (herring worm)
Lineage: Eukaryota; Metazoa; Nematoda; Chromadorea; Rhabditida; Anisakidae
Source: the annotation of a GenBank genome assembly